Messenger RNA from Lodderomyces jiufengensis, 990 nucleotides. RefSeq names its product Ure2p (gene URE2). Gene Ontology annotation, molecular function: transcription corepressor activity. Bases 1 to 990 code for a protein of 329 amino acids. The transcript has a single exon. The record is from RefSeq and is a predicted model, not a curated record. NCBI's taxonomy places the organism in Eukaryota, Fungi, Ascomycota, Pichiomycetes, Serinales, Debaryomycetaceae. Gene Ontology annotation, biological process: regulation of nitrogen utilization.
AUGAAUAACAACAAUCAUCACAACCAAAAUCACAAUAAUAAUAAUAAUUCACAGGGCAAUCCUCACACAAUAUCUAAUUUAUCAGCAGGAUUAAAAUCAGUAUCACUUACGGAUCAACAACAAAAUGAAGUAAAUCUAAACUUAUUACAACAACAAUUGCAAAAUGAAGCAGGAAAUUCAUCAAAUUCAAAUAAUAUAGAACAACAACAACAAUUACAAUCAAGAAUUACACAAUUUUUUCAAAAUCAACCUACUGAAGGUUAUACAUUAUUUUCUCAUAGAUCUGCUCCCAAUGGGUUCAAAGUUGCAAUAAUAUUAUCAGAAUUAAAUUUACCUUUUAAUACAAUUUUUUUGGAUUUUAAUAAUGGAGAACAAAGAGCACCAGAAUUUGUUACUAUAAAUCCUAACGCGAGAGUACCAGCAUUGAUUGAUCAUUAUAAUGAAAAUACCUCCAUAUGGGAACUGGGAGCAAUAAUUUUAUACUUGGUACAAAAAUAUAUAAAGGAAAACAAUGGAGAAUGUUCUUUAUGGAGUGAUAAUUUAAUUGAACAAAGUCAAAUUAAUAGUUGGCUAUUUUUCCAAACAAGUGGUCAUGCGCCAAUGAUUGGUCAAGCUUUACAUUUCAGAUAUUUCCACUCAUGUCCUGUCCCAAGUGCUGUUGAGAGAUACACUGAUGAAGUAAGAAGAGUUUAUGGAGUUGUCGAAAUGGCUUUAGCUGAAAGAAGAGAAGCUUUAAUUAUGGAUCUAGAUGUUGAAAAUGCUGCUGCUUAUAGUGCUGGUACUACCCCAUUAUCACAAUCAAGAUAUUUCGAUUAUCCCGUAUGGCUAGUUGGUGAUAGAGCUACAGUUGCAGAUUUAUCAUUUGUACCUUGGAAUAAUGUUGUUGAUAGAAUUGGAAUAAAUUUGAAAGUUGAAUUUCCUGAAGUUUAUAAAUGGACUAAGUAUAUGAUGCGAAGACCUGCAGUAAUAAGAGCAUUAAGAGGAGAUUAG